Molecule: messenger RNA, 1081 nt
Organism: Tigriopus californicus
Lineage: Eukaryota; Metazoa; Arthropoda; Copepoda; Harpacticoida; Harpacticidae
Product: organic cation transporter protein-like
Exons: 4
Coding region: 25-570 (181 amino acids)
Biological process (GO): transmembrane transport
Molecular function (GO): transmembrane transporter activity
Source: RefSeq, a predicted model, not a curated record
AAGUUUGGGAAAUCGCAAUCAAUUAUGUUUGUGGUCAUCGGCAUCUUUUACAUCUUCAAUUCAUGGACAGACGUUAUUAUGGUGUUUUUGAAUGUCCAAACUGACUUUUGGUGUUCAGUUCCUGCGCAUUUAAAGGAUAUAAUGUCUAUAGAAGAGUGGAAGCAACAAAGCGGUCAAACUGAAUCCAGUUGCGCCAUCUACAACGUCACUUAUCCAAUGGAGUUGAGGUCGUUACCGCUAUAUACCCCAAAAGUGCCCUGUGAAUCGUUUUCGUUUGACACAUCCCAAUUCACAUUAACGGUCACAAGCGAGUGGAGCUUGGUGUGCUCGGAAGCCUACAAGGUUGGAUUGGCCCAGACCGUGUACUAUUUUGGUCAAAUGUUUGGUAUCAUAAUCUUUGGGAUCCUUUCGGAUACCUUUGGUCGAAAACGGAUGUUUGUUCCAUUGACUUGUGUCAUGGGCAUCUUUGGGAUCAUGGGAGCAUAUGUGGGAACUUACGAGCAAUAUCUAAUCAUAAGAUUCGUUAUAGCUUUGACCAAGAUGGGCAAGUAUCGUUUGGGAUUGCCAUAGAUGACAUCAUUAACAAUAAAAUCCAUCCAAACAUUGCAGGAGCCUUUGCCAGUUAUUUCACUUAUUUAAUGGAAGUCAUCGGGGGUCGUUGGAACUCCAUCUUCAGUCAGAGCAUCUUUCUUUGGUGGGUGUUUGCGUGGCUCAUAAUGGCUCCGUUGGCUUACUUCAUUACCAAUUGGCGCGUUCUUCACGGCGUGACAGGAGGACCCGCCGUAUUGGCCAUAUUUGUUUAUUGGUUGAUUCCAGAAAGCCCCAAAUGGUUGCAUGCAUCUGGACGACAUGAAGAGGCCGAGAAAGUUACCAUUCGUAUAGCGAAAGUGAACGGCAAAUCUCAUCGAGUGGCCAAUGACUGGAAAUUACCCGCACCUACUGGUUUAAGCCAUCAAGGACGCGAUUGGGUGUUGUGGAGAAUGCUGCAAUUCUCAGAGCUUCGGAAAAAGACGCUUUUGUUGGGGUUUUGCUGGAUUGUUGCUUCCAUGACAUAUUUAGGACUUUCCCUCAACUCUGGCAA